Chlamydomonas reinhardtii is the source of this 3047-nucleotide messenger RNA. RefSeq lists its product as uncharacterized. Gene Ontology annotation, cellular component: membrane. The record is from RefSeq and is a predicted model, not a curated record. Bases 200 to 2308 code for a protein of 702 amino acids. Lineage: Eukaryota; Viridiplantae; Chlorophyta; Chlorophyceae; Chlamydomonadales; Chlamydomonadaceae. Gene Ontology annotation, biological process: transmembrane transport. The transcript is spliced from 17 exons.
GAUUCCACAACCCAAGCUACGGUAACAGCAAAGACACCACGUAGGCAGCUCCACGCGCCGCCCGUCACGAGACUUUGCCGAGCACUGCUUGUCAAGCGACUCUGCCUAGAUAAUACGCCUUUUCGUAUUGGUACUAUCCGAUUAAUUUAUGAGGCGCAACCCCAGCGCCGGGAGCGCAGUUGCGCAAGCGGACGGCAGCAUGGCUCCGAGCACUUCGUUGCUGCACCCCGAUGGUGCCGGAGCCGCCCUAGAGCUGAGCAGUAGCAUGAUGAUGCCAACGGACUGCUCUGUUAUCAACGGGCGCCACGGGGCAGCGGGAGCAAGCUCGGGUGGCGCCCAAAUGGAAUUCCCUUGGGAAAACACAAAUGGAAAUGCAGAUCGCAGCAGCGUGCACGGAACACUGCAGAAGGUCUGGGAGCGCAGCAAGUCCAGCUACCAGCUGAAGAUGUCGACCUACUCGGCGCUCGACUGGCUGGCCUUCUUCCUGCCGUGCGUGCGGUGGCUGCGGACCUACAAGAUCAGGGAGUACCUCUUUGCCGACAUCGUGGCGGGUAUCUCUGUGGGCUUCAUGGUCGUGCCGCAAGGCAUGUCGUACGCCAACCUGGCGGGCCUGCCGUCCGUGUACGGCCUGUACGGCGCCUUCCUCCCCGUCAUCACGUACGCGCUGGUGGGCAGCAGCCGACAGCUGGCGGUGGGCCCGGUGGCGGUGACCAGUCUCAUCAUUGGCAGCAGCCUCAAAGAGUUGGUGCCGGGUGCCGAGACCAUUAGCAACCCCAACCAGCUCACGCCGGACCAGGAGGUGAUCCAGGAAAAGUACAAUAUGCUAGCCAUCCAGCUGUCGCUGCUUGUCGCGAUCCUGUACACGAGUGUGGGCGUCUUCCGGCUGGGCUUCCUCACCAACUUCCUGUCGCACUCAGUCAUUGGCGGCUUCACGUCCGGUGCCGCCAUCACGAUCGGCCUGAGUCAGCUGAAAUACAUUCUGGGCAUCAGCAUCCCCCGCACGGAGCGGCUGCACGACCAAGUGUCCACCUACAUCGAGUUCAUUCGCAACCUCAAGUGGCAGGAGUUCAUCAUGGGCAGCACAUUCCUGGUGUUGCUGGUCACCAUGAAGGAGGUCGGCAAGCGCUCGCACCGCUUCCGGUGGCUGCGGCCGCUGGGCCCCAUCAGCGUCUGCAUCAUUGCGCUGCUGGCCGUGUACAUCGGGCACGUUGACAAGAAGGGCAUCAAGAUCAUCGGCGCCAUCAAGAAGGGCCUGCCCACGCCCACCGUGGGCUGGUGGGCGCCCAUGCCCGACUUCGUGGACCUCAUCCCCAUCGCCAUCGUAGUCAUGCUGGUGGACCUGCUGGAGUCCACCUCCAUUGCGCGCGCCCUGGCCAACAAGAACAAAUACGAGCUGGUGGCCAACCAGGAGAUUGUGGGGCUGGGCCUUGCCAACUUCGCCGGCGCCGCCUUCCACUGCUACAGCACCACCGGCUCCUUCUCCCGCUCCGCCGUCAACAACGAGAGCGGCGCCAAGACCGGCCUGGCGGGCUUCGUGACGGCCUGGGUGGUCGGCUUCGUGCUGCUAUUCCUGACGCCCGUCUUCGAAAAGCUGCCGUACUGCACGCUGGGCGCCAUUGUGUGCAGCUCCGUGACGGGCCUGCUGGAGUACGAGCAAGCCAUCUACCUGUGGAAGGUGAACAAGCUGGACUUCCUGGUGUGGAUGGCCAGCUUCCUGGGCACUCUGUUCAUCUCCAUUGAGAUCGGGCUGGGCAUCGCGAUCGGGCUGGCCAUGCUUAUCGUCAUCUAUGAGUCGGCCUUCCCGCACACCGCAAUGCUGGGCCGCAUCCCCGGCUCCGGCGUGUACCGCAACGUCAAGCAGUAUCCGCAGUCGCAGUUGACGCCGGGCAUCCUGGUCAUGCGCAUCGAUUCGCCCAUCUACUUCGCCAACGUGCAGUGGAUCAAGGACCGGCUACGCGUGUACGAGGACCGCCACCGCGACUGGAGUGGCGAGCACGGCACCAAGUUGGAGUUCGCCAUCCUUGACAUGUCGCCUGUGACCCACAUCGACGCGACGGGCGUGCACGCGCUGGAGGGCUGGAUUGAGCACUUCGCGCACGUGGGCACGCAGCUAGUUCUGUGCAACCCCAGCGUCAAGGUCAUUCGCGAGCUGGAGACAGCGGGUGUGCCCGACAUGCUGGGCCGCGACUGGAUCUUCGUGACCGUACACGACGCCGUCAGCUUCUGCAGCAGGCAGCUGGCGGAGGCGGGCAUGGCCGUCACGCCGCUGUCCAUGACCCAGCAGCCCAGCUCCACCUCGGACGAGUGAGAGCACGGUAUGGGGUUGCACGAACCAGACCCAAAGUGUGCUGGACAGCGCUGUAGGGGUUCGGGGCGCGUCACGUGUGAUGCUCGCUGUCAUGUGCGAAUCUGCGCCUCACUUGUGCGUGGUGGGGUUAAAUAUUAUGUACUGCUGUGGUGGAAGGACGUGUUUGCAUCGCCAGGGUGCUGACGUCGGACGGAUAUGUACCUGAGUUCGGGCCGUGGGCCUUCACGAGUUAGUUUGGCAGAGCGCACAUAGCGGAGGCAGGGGUUUUUGUACCGUGCACUUGUUGUAGAAGGCUGGAAUGCACAGCGGGAAGGUCUGAUGUGGUGGGCUGCUUGGGGAAGUCCGUCCGCACAGCUGAGCAUAACAUGCAUCGCUUCUUCCGUGCGCAUUGACUGGCGUGUGUUGUGAUACAUUACCCUCUGCGCAUUGAAAUGUUUUGCGGUACCGUUGCAUGUGAUGAGGUGAAAAUGCUGCAAGAUGAGGAGGGCCCCAGGGCCUGGGCGAAAUGACUGACGGACUUGGCCGCUGUGGCGCUGUCAAAGCUCGGAUCGGCGGUGCGCGUGCGGCCGUGCGCCAGUGGGCGCGUAUCGCUACCGCAGGGACGUACAUAUGAGCGCGAAGCUGAGUCAUGGCCCGUAGAUGUGAUAAGUGUGCCUACGGCGAGGUGAUAUGUCAUGAGCGCCGCCGGCGCACGUGUGUAUGUUUCGGACCGGGUCACAGUACGGGAAUUACGCCAAAC